Trichomonas vaginalis G3 is the source of this 6021-nucleotide messenger RNA. RefSeq names its product ataxia telangiectasia mutated (ATM) -related family. The record is from RefSeq and is a predicted model, not a curated record. Gene Ontology annotation, biological process: negative regulation of macroautophagy; TOR signaling. Gene Ontology annotation, molecular function: protein serine/threonine kinase activity. Bases 1 to 6021 code for a protein of 2006 amino acids. The transcript has a single exon. NCBI's taxonomy places the organism in Eukaryota, Parabasalia, Trichomonadida, Trichomonadidae. Gene Ontology annotation, cellular component: TORC2 complex; nucleus; TORC1 complex.
AUGAUUGGAUCAAAUCCUGAGACGAGUUUAGAAAAUCAGGACAAUAUUGAUUUGAAAGACCACAAAGAUCAUAAUAAGGAAUUAUCCGAUUUACUUAAUAGUUUUAUCUUGUCAGGAUUAAAAUAUGACGAUCGAAAUUUCAGUAAUUUCAUUUCAUCAUUCUUCAACAUCAUAACCCACACAAAUAAAACAGAAGGUGUACGCAAAAUUUUACAAAAUUUCUUCAAUCAAUUAAAACCAUCAAUCUCUCGUCAAUUUGAAGCAAAAUUAGAACAAUCAUUUGACUUAGAUAUGAGAACUAUUCUAACAAAUGAUCAAUCUACAUCACAUGAUACAGAAAACAAUAAAAUUGACGUUUUAUCUAUUUUGGUUAUUACAGAAACUUAUUUAAUGACUAAGGUUAUCAUUACCAGUUCACUUCUUUAUCAAAUCACCUCAUUUAUCCUUCGAUAUCCCUUAAUUCAAAGUUUGAAAUUACUUACAUUACUUCAUCCACGAAAUAUACAUGAUUCAUCAGUUAUUUUCCAUGGUUUAAUUUACUUUAUUACACAUUACAUUAAUGAAUUUCAAGAUUUAGAAAAAUUUGAUGAAUAUUGUCUGAAAACCAUGAAAAAUGCUAUUUAUCCUGUUGAAAAACAAAUAGUUCCAUUGUUUGCAGUUAAAUUAAUCUCAUUUUUGAAAUUCUUUUCACAAUUUUCUUCAAUAAUUCCAAAAUUUAUUGAUUUUUACUUCGAAAUCAUUUUAUCUUUCUUUGAAACAGAUUACAGAAGCAUUUCCACAUACAGAGAGCCGAUUAUAUCCUACUACAAAUCAUUUUACACUUCAAUUUCUUUCAUAAAAAUUUGUAAAAUUUUGAAAAUCAAUUUUGAAGAUUUGAAACAGUAUUUAGACACUGAAAAUGAGGAAGAAAAGAUAUCCAUUGAAUGCUCAUUGAUCAGACUUAAUCCUAGCUAUGAGAAGGAGCUCGAAAACAUCAACAAUUCAUCCUGCAAAAGAAUUUUUUCUCUUUUGGAAACAAACGAAAAUUCUCUUUUGUUUUUAGAGAAAUUUAAAACGAAAUACCAAGUAGAAAAGAAAGAAAUGGUAGAUGUACUUGUUUCUUCAGAUAAUAUAGAUCUAAUCUGCUGGCUUUUGAAUAAGCAAAUCAUUGAAAUCAGAGCAUUUACUCAAUACAAACAAAAAAUGGCAGAAAUUCUCAAAAAUUAUGAAAAAAAUUAUGAUGAUUGCGAAAAAUUUAUUACGAACUAUAUUAUAAAGUAUUUCGUAAGUGAUUCUGAGAUGACGUAUUUCUUGACGAAGUAUUUGAACAAAGAGAAAAUCGACUACAAUCAAAAUUUUGCAAAUUUCAAAAAAUUUUUUGUCAAAGAAAAAAACUUCAAAUGUUCAGAAAAUUUCUUUGAUCUUUUCAAACAAGAAAUAUCGGAUUGUGUUAAUGACUUAUUAACGAAUUAUUCUAAUGAUCAAUUGCUUGUUUCGAUUUUGAAACACGAUUACAAAAAUUUCAAAAUUCACAGUAAGGUGUUUGACAAAAUUAAAAAUAACAAAAAUGUUGAAUUCAUUUACCACAUCUUCAAAACUUUGCUUGAACAAAAUAGCUUCAUAACUAAAGAUGAAAAUUAUCGGGAAUCUGUAAUUAAUCAAUUAACAGAUUUUGAUCCAGAAAUUCGUUUUGAUUUUACGAAACUUUUCUUUCCAAAGGUAAAACAAAAUCUGAUAAUAAAACAAAAUCAAAAUAUAAUACAAAGCCAAAAGAUAGGACCAAAUCUGAAUAUAAAGCAAAAUCAAAACAUAAUACAAAGCCAAAAGAUAGAACAAAAUCAAAAUUUAAGACAAAAUCAAAAUAUAGAACAAAAUCUGAAUAUAAAACAUAAUGUAAUACAAAGCCAAAAGAUAGGACAAAAUGUUAUACAAAAUCAAAAGAUAGAACAAAAUCAAAAUGCAGUACAAAGUCAAACGAAAGAACAAAAUUCGAUUCAUGAAAUUGAUAUUUCAAAGGAAUAUAAAUAUCAAAGAUUUGAACAUAAAGUCAAAAAUUUCAUUAAGCUUGCUGACGAAAUUGAUGAUGGAAGCAUUGAUGAUGAUUAUUUAAACAUAAAACUAAAUAAAUGUUGUUCAAAACUUACAAAACUUAACUUGAGCCGUUUUGUUUAUUUCAAUAAACAAAAUGCAAAUUAUUAUGAAUCCUUUCAUCAAAACAUUUUUUUUAAUUCGAAAUGUCAUUCACUUAACCAUUCCAACUAUAAUGAUUUGUUUUCGAUGUAUUUCAUGCAUAAAGAGUUUCUGAAAAUAAGUUCAGGGGAUCGAUAUUAUAACCAACAUUACGAUAUUGAUUUGCUGCAAUUAUCAAUGAUUAGAUUGAACGAUUACUAUGUUAAUCAUGAUGAAUAUUUCACAGAUAAAAUUUAUCAGAUUAUUUCAAUGUUGAUUGUAGAUUAUAGAAAAUAUAAUGAAGAAUGUUUGAAACAGUUUGCAAAUGUCUUUACGAGACAGCAAAUACUUGAUUUACUUGAAAGAGACAGUAGAUCAGCCAAACAAAACGAUGAUGUCAUAAAUAUUUAUCAAUUGGCAAAUAAUAGUUCAAAUUUGAAGAAUUUUUCAGAAGAUUUGCCAAUAAAAGUCAUUGAUUCUAUAAUAAGCAGGGAAGAUUUCGAGUUCAAAGAGAUAAAGUUGGAUUAUUUAAUGAAAAGAGAUCUUCCUGAUCACAUUGAAACAAAAAUUUCUCAAAAGUGUCAAAAAUUGAGAAAAAGUUAUUCAAAAGUUUUUCCAAAUUUCAAUGAUUUCUCUGGUAUUUUGAAUUAUUUCAUUCGUCCUAUGCUUCAAGAGUUUGGAUCUAUUUCUUACCAUAUUGGAUAUUAUAUCCUCAAUAUUUGCGACAUCAUUGAAGAAAAAGAAAUCAAGCAUUUUGUUCCAAUUCCAAACACUUCACUUGGCAAUUUUAAUGUUUUGAGUGAAAUUUCUGAAGAAGAAAAAGAAGAUUUUUCUUUCAUUAAAACUCCAAAUGAUAUUGCAAUCGAAAUGUUUAGAAAUCAUAAAGACACCAGAUAUAGAUCAUUAGUAUUUGGAUGUACUUGUUCAUUGCAUUUGAGCAAAUAUUUGUUGAUUCAUGUUUUUGAUGAUAUCAGAAGUAGAGAAGAAAAUUUCAAAAAAUUGACAAAAAUCAUCAAUUUCUUAUUAUCAAAAGAACAUCAAGGAACAAAUAAGAUAUUGAAUUUUAUAUUCUCUCUUUAUCCAACAUUUUAUAACAAAGAAUUUAAUAUUUUUAAGAACAAUAUCAUUAAUCAAAAUGAUUUGAUUUCUACAGCGAUGAAAAUGCAAAAAUAUGAGAUUUGUUUGAGACAUAUUGAUAGUUUAGAUCAAGGAAAUCAACUUAUGUUCCAAAAGAUCUAUUCCAAUCUAGAUGAUUUUGAUAAUCUUGAAUACUUUUAUUCAUCAAUGUUCCAAGAAAAAAAUUAUAAUUUGGUUUUAGAGUCAUAUAAUUCAAGCAUUGACGAGAAAUUACAAGUUUUGAAGUAUUUAGAACAUCAAGGAAUGUACAAUGUACUCAAGUUGUUCUCUCUGAGACUUAUGAAUCAAUAUCCUGCAAAUGAUGAAAUCAUUGGAUUCGUUGCGAAACUCGCAAUCAACACAGAAGAUUUCGAUUUGAUGAAAGACGUUUCUGAAAAGAAUUCAAAAGAUUUUUAUAGCAGAUUGAUUAAUUUCAUACUUGAUUUUGAGAAACCUGAUAGUAAAUCAGAUGAAAAACAUAAAGAAUAUCAGCAAUCGUUGAAGGAAUACAUUGAUGAACUGAAUAACAAGUAUUUCCAAGGGAAUUUUAAUAAUUUGCAAAUAAUUGAAAAUCAAAUUUCGAUUUUGAGAUCAAUUUAUGAUCAACAAUUCAAAAAACAAUCUGAUAAUGACUUGUCAACAGUUGUUAGCAUAAUAAUCAAUAAGAAACUUGAUAGUUUUUGUCAAGAUGUAAUCAAAAUCUACUUCAAUUUGAUCAAAAAACUGAGAAAAGAAGAAUCUUUAGAUAAAGCGGAGUUUUAUUCCAAAAACGCAAUGAUUUAUGCAUCAGAGCCUCAUUGGAGUGUUCUUUAUAAAAGUAUUCAAGUAAGAUCAAUGCUGGAACAAUUAAAAAUCAGUAUAAUGAAGAACGACCAAAAGAAUUCAAAAAUUAUUUCUCAAAGAUUGUCAGAAAAAUUGGCAUUAGAAAAACAAUCAAUGAGCAAAGAAUACAUGAAGUUUCAAGCGUUGUUGGCUGAACUAGAAAUCAAGGAACAUUCUGAUUACAAAAAAUCUCAACGGCUCAUUGAAGAAGGUAUGAAAGACGCUGAUGAAGAAAGUAAGACAAAAUACAGAUAUUUGUUAGCAACAGUUUGUGACAAAUUAUUCAUAAAAAGUCUUAAAUUUGAGUAUUUCAAGUUAACUAUUGAUAAUUAUUUCAGUGCCUUAGCAUCAGAAAAAGACAAAAGGAGAUUGGAUAUUAUUCCAAGACUGUUUGAUUUGUUGUUUAGAAUUGGAUCAAAAUAUUUUUCUUUUUUAAUUCCUGAUCAAGGAAAUAAAGUUGAUGAUGAGGAAGAAGAAGAUGAUGAUGAUGAUGAAAAUGAUGAUUUUAUUAAUAAAGAAAUACAAGAGAUAUCUGACGAAGACAAGAAAAAUUUCUACAAUACAAUCAGAGACAAAAUUAAUAACUGUACUCAUCAAAUUUCAAUCUCUGCUGAAUCAAUUAUUCCUUUGCUCGAUAAAAUUUCAGGAAAAUUAUCAAAUGAAUUAAUGAGGAUUUUGAAUGAAUCUUUUCUUCAAGAAGGACUUAUGAGCAUUUGGCACUUCUUCAUUCUUAUUGAAGAAAACGAAGAGUUCAACAAUCUAAUUGGUAAUGAUCCAAACACGAGCAGAUUAAAACAAAUUUCAAAAAAUUUGAUAGAUUCAUAUCCAAAGAAACCAACGAAUGGAGUGUCAAAUCCAUAUGUUUUCACCACAGCAAUACGUGACGAUGAUCCGAUAAAUAAAUCCCUUGAACAGAUUCAAUCUAAAACAGCAAUUGUUCCAACUUCCAAUAAUUUACACUCUUAUAAAAUCGAUUACAUGAAGCGAAUUGAUAAAGUAAAAGCAACAAGAAUUUUUGGAAGUAAAUGCAAACCAAUGGAGCUGGAAUUCACUUCAGAUAUAGGUGAUAAGUACUUGUUCUUGUUGAAGGAAGGAAAAGACUUGGAAAUGAGAAAGGAUAUGAGAAUCAUGGACAUUUUCACGUUUAUUAACUCCGUUUUUAACUUAGAUGCAUUUUGCAAAAACAGACAUUUGAACAUAACAACUUACGCUGUUAUCAUCUUGAACAAGAAUUUUUCUUUGAUAGAAUUAGUUCCUGAUUCGAUAGAAAUGAAGAAUGUUUAUACAGAACUCUAUACAAACUUUGUGAAUAUAAGAAAUGAAUAUCAGAAAAGAAUCAAGAACGAACAAAGUUUUGCAGUAAAUUCUGAAAAUUUCAAGAAUCAAUUUUCUCAUCCUUUGAAAGAAUGGUUUUGCCUCCAAUUUAAAGAACCCAAGAAAUGGUUUUCUGCACAGAAGGAGUACACUAUGUCUUGUGCAGUGCUUUCAUGGGUUGGAAGCAUCUUCCAGAUCGAUGACAGACAUUUAGGAAACAUUUUGCUGAAAAGAGAAACAGGUACAGUUUUCCACAUCGAUUUCGAAGAAAUUCUUGAAUCAAAAAUAGCUGCUGAUUUCAGAUUGACACACAUUAUUUUGGACGGGCUUGGCAUCUGUGGAGUUAAUGGAAGCUUCACUAAAUGUUGCAUCAUCACUGCUAAUAAUCUCAAAGCAAAUAGAGAUGCUUUGGUCUCUUUAAUGGAAGGUUUCAUUGAUGUAGAGUUUGAACCAGAAAAAUCUCAAGAAAUUUUGGAUCAACUGAAGAAAAGAGUUGAUAUGAUUGCUGAUGAUGGACAUUCUUCUAUAUCUCCUGAACAAUUGGUAUAUUCUAAGAUAUCUUAUUGUCAGCAACUUAAAGUUCUUUAUGAAAAGAAUGGUAAUUGGAGUUCUUUUAUGUAA